CGUUCGUGUGCACCUGCUUCCAUUCGGUCACGGCAGAAGCGCCUCCAAUUAUCUGUGAGCACAUCCCUGAAUUUACCUCCAGACCCACAUUGAUUCCUGAUGGAGGUGUGAUCAAUGCGCCCGACACGUGAAAGCCUCAUGUGAAUAUAUUAUGCGUGAGGGGGGAUUGAUUUUAUUUACGAGUGUGCACAAAAGAAUCAAAGAGCAUCUUUCAAAUGUAAGAAAUUUAGCUUUACUUGAGACGUUUUUGUGCCUAGGACAAGUUGUUCCCUUCUUCACGUGACAUGUCAAAAUGAUCGUUCACUUCAGUGGGUACGCUGCUGCUCUCUGUUCUGGUCCUCCUCAGUCCCCUUCAGAACUGCUUCUGUGUGGCUGUUAGGAGGAGGUAACCGAUGAUGGACAUACUGCACGCUCCUUGUUUCUUUUUGUAAAGGUUUUCUCCUUCAGUUAACGGAUUGUAACUGGAAUUAAAGACUUCAUUUGACGGGAGUAAUGUUGGGGGUGGCUGCUGGCUUUCAGCACUCUGGACAGCGCUCCUGAAGUUUGAGAGGACGGCGGCGCGCCAGGAUCUAAUUGAAUUUGGAUGAAUUUUGGGCGCUAGUUCAGAGGUGAAAAUGGUUGAUUUUGAGUGUUUAUUUUCAACAAAAUGUGCAGGUAACCUAAGGGUGCACUUCUUGGAGUGAGACAUGGACUUUGCUGAAAUUAUCUUCGCUUUGUUCAUCGUCGUAGUCGCCGUCGUCUCACUGUUGUCAAACUUGUUGGUGCUGUUAUGUUUCGUCCACAGCACCGAGAUCCGCCGUCAGGUUCCCGGUGUUUUCACCAUGAACUUAUCCUUCUGCAACAUCCUCAUCACUGUCCUGAACAUGCCGGCCACUCUGGUGGGGAUUGUCCGGAACCAGCAGCCUUUUGGGGAUUGCGUCUGCCACACGGUGAGCUUUUUGGAGACUUUCCUCACAGCCAACACCAUGCUGAGCAUGGCUGCUCUCAGCAUAGACCGGUGGAUAGCGGUGGUGUUCCCGCUCAGUUACUCCACCAAGAUGCGCUACAAAGACGCUCUGAUCAUGGUGUGCUACUCCUGGCUGCACUCCUUUACCUUCUCCCUCACGGCGCUGCUCUUCUCCUGGGUGGACUACAGCCACGUGUACGCGUCCUGCACCUUGCAGCCACGCGAUGAGGGCAGCGACAGGAUUAAGUUUACAGUGUUCACGGUGGUUUUCCACGCCACGAGCUUCAUGCUCUCCCUUCUCAUCCUCUGUUUCACCUACCUGAAGGUGCUGAAAGUGGCCAGGUUUCACUGCAAGAGGAUUGACAUAAUCACCAUGCAGACUCUUUUCCUGCUGGUCGACAUUCACCCAAGCGUGAAACAAAGAUGUUUAGCUGAGCAAAAGAGGAGAAAACAAAGAGCCACAAAGAAGAUCAGCAUCUUCAUCGGCUCCUUCAUUGUCUGCUUUGCUCCUUAUGUUAUUACAAGGCUGGCUGAGCUUCUUCCCUUCGUGGACAUCAACCGCCGCUGGGGAAUCAUCAGUAAGUGCCUGACCUACAGCAAAGCUGCAUCCGACCCCUUUGCCUACUCCCUCCUACGUCAGCAGUACAAGAAAGUCCUGGUUACUGUCGUCAACAGGCUGCUCCGUCGUGACCUGUACCCCUCAUCUGGCCAUAACAGCUCUCUAGACACCGAGAACGACUACUGUCUCCAGAGGAUCAGCUAAUGGCAAACGCACAGACAUGACAGAUACUCACCAUGGGCCAAAAAUAAAGGUUGCCUCGUGGAAGAAGGUGGGUGGAGGAGAAGAAUGAAGAAAGCGACAGGGAGGAGAGGAAAUUGUUAAGGAAGGAGUAAGAGAGCAGACAGGGGACAGAUUUGUGGGUGGGGGUUGAAAAGAGAACUAAAAUAAGAGAAACGGUGGGUGGAGAAGAAUGAAAAGACGUAACAAGGGGGGAGGAUGAAUGGGUCAAGAAGGGGAAGACAUUAAGGGAGUCAAGUGUGGAAGACAUUUACCUCGGACAGUAUCGGCAAACAAGUGAUAUGUAUUUCAUCAACGCACAAAACCACACGCAUCUGGUGAAUCAAUUUCAUUGAAUAAGUCACGGGUUCAGCUUAAUAUCAAACGGAAGGCCCACACUGCUGGAGACAGACUUUAAAAGAGUUGCCUUUCGUGCUGUUCCGGCCACUUUGUAAUGACUUAAAAAAAAAACACGUGUUGUGACCUUUCUACUGCCACAAAACGCAACGACACAGCCAGAAGCUGAUGGUCGAUAAAGGCGCUGGAGCUAUGAUUUUUUAAAACGCUUGUACCUUCAGUUAAUGGACGUACUCUUAGGUGUGGAGACUGACCAGCUUUACAUUGAUGCCAUGUUCUGUUUUGACAAUGUUAGACUACUUUGCAGUGUCAUGUCAGUCACUGAAUAUUGAUGCACUUUGUCUGAUUCUCUCAGAAUGACUGUAGUUACAGGAGCCAAAGGCGGGUAACGUUUGAUAAUGAACUAUAGUGCAGGGGAUAUUCUGUGUUUCUGUUAUUGCCAACAAUUUCCAAGAAAAUAACGAAAUCAAUAAUGUGACCUCUUGUCCCACCAUUAUACUCAAACUUCACAAUUAAGACUAUCCUUUGGAGGUUCUGUCUUUUUAAGGGUGUAAAUAAAGACAAGAAAAGCAACAUGAAACAGUCCUGAAUCAAACCGGGAACAUUGUGUUCUCACUUCAUGGUAUGCACCCAGACUACAAGGCAAAGAGAUGCUAAUAAGAUGUAAAUCCUAGAAACAGGUUAUGGAUUUAUUUUUCAAAUGUGGAAUAAGCUUUAUUAAAUUUCUUUAACAGUGAUUCUCAGCACUCACAACUCAAACUGGAGGAUUAGAACACAUUUCAGUGGACUAUUUGCAGACGUGGAUUAACACAGUUGGUAAAUUAAAGAGAAUUCAUGACACCAUUAAAACAGAAAAUAAAUUAAGGAGAAACAUACCACCCUUCACCUUGUUUCACUCUUAACUCAUCUGAAAUGUAAGCUUGGUAAAGGCCCAAUGUGUGAGGGUAAGAUGCUUUGUACAUGUUGGUAUCGUUUCUGGUCACUAACCUUGAGCUAGUUGUUUUGUCGUGGCAGGACGUGAUACAUGUUACUUGACAUGUGAGACAUGGACGUGAAAAGCACCAAUGUCUGCUUGUGGUAGCCAUUGGAGACGAUCAAACAAACGCAGUACUUUCAUCUAAAAGACUGAAUUCCAUAUAGGCGUGAAACCAACACUCAUUGUUGAAGUCUUUGGAAAAUGUUCUUCUUUUUGAAAGAGUAAGCACACUCAACGCUGGUUUAUACUUUUGCAUUGACCCUAUGCAGGAGUGGUUGACACAGACGUAAGCAUACAUACUUGUGCGUCGAUGUGUCCGUGUCGUGCAGCAAUUCUCCACCGAAACGCUUGAGGGCUCUCUGACAGUCAUGUUGCAUGUUUCCAGCCCCACUUCAUUCUCUGUUUACUUUUUCACAGCGAUUCCGAGCAUUUUAUGUUCAUUUAGAGCUGAUACAUGUUGCUGUUUAUCAGCUGUUUAGACAUGCCUAGCUCCAUUGCAUUAGCAGUACUGCAUUAGUGGGAGAGUCUAAACUAAAUUUUCCACUGUACACUUGGUACAACCCUAGUGCCAGUUUCUGAUCGGCUAAAUGAACGAUUGUAAAGAGAGGAAAUGUUUGACUAAAAUGUAAUGACUAUAUCUGGACUAAUAUUGUAGAGGGCAGGAGGUUAAAGGCCCACCUGGCCGCAAGAAUUGAAGCCAAUGCGGAAGUGUUAAAAACUGCAGUUCUUUGAGAGUGCGCUUGAGGCUGGCUCCGGAAAUACCAGAAACCACAUUCACACAAAUUUAGUCAGAACAGCUCAUGCCUUGAUCAGCACACACUGUACAGGGGGUGGAUUUUUUCAUAACGCAGGAAUUUCGAAGAUAUUAAGAUUAUGAGUUUUCCAUUAUGAGAGGCACAGCUGACUUGAUUGACAGGCGGGAACUCUGAAGCUGUUGGCUAGGAGGCUCAAAGCCCGCCUCUUUACCUCACACUAGCUUGAUAGCAGUUCGGUUGAGUUCAGCAUUUUCAAUAUGGCUCCCGCCGACAAUUGUCUUCAGAAACAGAUGGGUGACGUCACUGAUACCACAUGCAUUAUUUAUACAGACAAUGAUUGACAUGCAAAAUUAGUAGGCACAGGGUUAGAGCUUGGUAUCACAAGUGUUCUUGUUUCACUUGGUCUAAUAGGGGGUAUUGUCUGCAAGUGCAUAAGAAUGCAGCUAACAGUCAAACUCCAGUCUCGCUUCUUAACCUUCUUUAACUGUCUUGUUUCAUUUAAUUAAAUCGAACCCCCUUGAGAAUGAAACCAGCUUAGAACAAGUUCAGAUGGAGAAAAAAUUGAGAUUGCUGGUUACACAGUCAAUGCCUGUCAAUGGGAUCAAUUCAUUGCUGGUUUUGGUCUUUCAUGGAAUUUGUUGCCAUCACAGAAUAUCACCUGACUCCUGCUUCAGAUUGUGACUUUGUAACUGAAUGUACUAGAGCUAGCUCACUUUUGUACAACUGUGCUUUGUUCUGCCAGUUGACUGAAAAAUGUUUCUAUGUUUCUAUUUAAAUGAUGUUAUUAUAUAUUUUGCACUGUACAGGAACAACUUUUGUCUAGAUAAACAGGGAGCAAUGUGAUGUAGCAUACGACAGCUUUCAAAGUGCUUUAAAGACACUGUUUUGUGUUUGUGCCAGAUCUGAAUAUGUGAUUUUUUCCAGCUGUACCAGAAUAGCUGCUAUAUUAUUAAAAAUCUGUUUUUGGAUGUAAUUUACACACAUUUAUCAUUCCUCCUGUGAGCCACUCGCUGUUUUUUUGGCAGUGUGAUUAGCUUUUAGUGGAAUCUGUGCAAUAAAAGCUGUCAAUUAUAAAGCUAUUUAAAAUGUUCAUGUUUUUAAAGCAAUGUCAUUGAAGCUAGGUAAUAGCUUUUGGUUUCAUCUGUCAGAAUGUAAAUUGAAUUCAAGCAGCCCAGUUAAAGUCUUACAUGCUAAAUGGUAAAUUGUAAAUUGAUUCAAAUUAUAAACUGAGUUAUGGAAAUAUGUGAAGCAGUAUUCAAUAUUCAGUUGAUGGAUACAGGGAUAAAUGAAAGAGAAUAAAACUCUUUUGGUUGCUCACCCCUCCA
Messenger RNA from Notolabrus celidotus (New Zealand spotty), 5137 nucleotides. It is a transcript of the gene gpr78b, whose product is annotated as G protein-coupled receptor 78b. The transcript is spliced from 3 exons. Gene Ontology annotation, molecular function: G protein-coupled receptor activity. Gene Ontology annotation, biological process: adenylate cyclase-activating G protein-coupled receptor signaling pathway. Lineage: Eukaryota; Metazoa; Chordata; Actinopteri; Labriformes; Labridae. Gene Ontology annotation, cellular component: membrane. Bases 687 to 1709 code for a protein of 340 amino acids. The record is from RefSeq and is a predicted model, not a curated record.